Molecule: messenger RNA, 4102 nt
Organism: Polyodon spathula (Mississippi paddlefish)
Lineage: Eukaryota; Metazoa; Chordata; Actinopteri; Acipenseriformes; Polyodontidae
Product: SEC14-like protein 5
Exons: 17
Coding region: 438-2555 (705 amino acids)
Cellular component (GO): cytoplasm
Source: RefSeq, a predicted model, not a curated record
UUGUGCAAGGAAGAGUGAUUGGCUUUCUCAAAAUAACUGGCACGGAGAGAAAAGCACUCAGCCAGCCCGGACUCGGCUGGUUUUUUUUUGUUUGUUUUAAAGAAUUGUGUCGGUUGAAUGAAGAAGUGUAAGAACAUGUUUUUAACUACAAUGUUAUUUGCUUUCUAAUUGUAUUUGCAACAUACAGAGUUGAUGUUUUUGAACUGGAGCCGAUAUUCGUUACGGGUGUUAAAACUAGCAGCCGGAUUCAAGAGGUGAUGUCAAUAUAUAAAAGGAAAAUGAAACAGAACGGAUUUAUCAUUAACAACAAAGAAUGACGUUGCUGUAAUUGUCUGUGCGAAUCAGCAGCUGUGAAAACUCAAGAUAUCCAGACAUUCUCCAACAAGAGAGGCCGAUGCAGAGGUGUGCUGGAAACUCCUUCACAGGCGUGAGUGAAAAUGGUGCAGAAGUACCAGUCACCGGUCCGGGUUCACAAGUACCCCUUUGAAAUGGUCAUGGCGGCCUAUGAAAGGAGGUUUCCGACCUGCCCCCAGAUCCCAGUGUUCCUGGGCAGCGAGAUUCUCAGUGAAAGCAGGAGUGAGGACGGAUCUCUCCACGUUCUGGAACGGAGCUGCAAACUCAAUGUGGACGCGCCUCGGCUCCUCAAAAAGAUCGCAGGCGUGGAGUUUGUCUACUUCAUUCAGAAAAACACAUUAAACUGGAAGGAGCGGACGCUGCUCAUCGAAGCACACAAUGAAACCUUUUCCAACAGAGUCACUGUCAACGAGACCUGCAGUUACAGUGUUCACCCUGAAAACGAAGACUGGACCUGUUUUGAGCAGUCCGCCUCCUUGGAUAUCAAAUCCUUCUUUGGCUUCGAGAACACUGUGGAGAAGAUUGCAAUGAAACAGUACACUGCCAACAUCAAGCGGGGUAAAGAAGUGAUCGAGUAUUAUCUGAAUGAGCUGAGAGUGGAGGGUGUGGCUGUGAUUCCCCGCUGGCGCCCCCUGAAGGAGAGAAUCCAGGCUCCACCCAGCCUGCCCCACCCCGCCUCUCUCCCAGAGUCCCUGGUGGAGCUGGAACCCAGCAGCACCGAGCUGACCGCGCCCGAUGCAGACAAGUUGCAUGCAGAUUACAUUGAGCGGUACCUGGGCCAGCUGACCCCGAUGCAGGAGAGUGGUCUGAUUCAGCUGAGACGCUGGCUGCAGGAAACACACAAAGGAAAGUCAGAAGCUGGUGAAUGGAAACCAGAAAAGAUCCCUAAAGAUGAGCACAUCCUGCGCUUCCUGCGCGCCCGGGACUUCAGCGUGGACAAGGCACGCGAGAUGCUGUGCCAGUCGCUCACAUGGCGCAAGCAGUACCAGGUGGACUAUAUCCUGGAGAUGUGGCGGCCGCCCAGCUUCCUGGAGGAGCACUACGGGGGAGGGUGGCACUUCCACGACCGGGAUGGGCGCCCGCUGUACAUCCUGCGCCUCGGACAGAUGGACACCAAAGGGUUGGUAAAAGCUUUGGGAGAAGAGGCGCUGCUGAGACAUGUUUUAUCGAUCAAUGAAGAGGGACAGAAAAGAUGCGAGGAAAAUACGAAGAUAUUCGGUCGACCGAUCACGUCUUGGACCUGCUUGGUGGACCUCGAAGGGUUAAACAUGAGGCACCUGUGGAGGCCGGGGGUGAAAGCUCUCCUGCGGAUCAUUGAAGUCGUUGAAGCCAAUUACCCCGAGACCCUGGGCCGGCUCCUGAUUGUCCGAGCGCCGCGCGUCUUCCCUGUGCUCUGGACCCUGGUCAGCCCCUUUAUAAAUGACAACACCCGCCAGAAGUUCCUCAUCUACAGCGGGAGUUGCUACCAGGGAGCAGGGGGGCUGGUAGACUACAUUGACAAGGAGAUUAUUCCAGAUUUCUUGGGAGGACAGUGUCUGUGUAACGUCCCGGAAGGAGGGCUGGUGCCCAAGUCUCUGUACCAGACCGAGGAGGAGCUGGAGAGCCCGGAUCACAUCAGACUCUGGACUGAGACCAUCUAUCAGUCUGCAAGCAUCUUCAAAGGAGCGCCGCACGAGAUUGUUCUUGAAAUUCUAGAAGGCUGCUCGGUGAUCACCUGGGACUUUGACAUCCUCAAAGGCGACGUGGUGUUUAACAUAUUCCACUCAAAGCUCUCGCCCCAAACCACGAGGAAGGACCCGGCCGUGCUGCCCCCCGGAGGAAACAACGUACAGCUGAUCGAGAGGAGCUGGGUGCUGGGGGCGGAUUACAGCAUGGUGGAGUCCCCUCUUACGUGCAGGGAGGGGGAGAGCAUUCAGGGCUCUCACAUCACGCGCUGGCCUGGCUUCUACAUCCUGCAGUGGAAGAUGAAGGGGCCUCUGUCCUGCACAGCGUCAGCGCUGCCCCGCGUAGACGACGUGCUCGCCACCUUGCAGGUCUCCUCUCACAAGUGCAAAGUUAUGUACUACACCGAGGUGCUGGCGUCCCAGGACUUCAGGGGGUCGAUGACGAGUCUUGAGUCGUGUCACAGUGGAUUCUCGCAGCUCAGUGUGAGCACCACGUCUUCCAGCCAAUCACAGAGCAGCUCCCUCAUCUCCAGAUAGUGCUGAGCGAACAUGCGGAGGAGGGGGAGCGAGUGCAACAUGAGCCAUACAAUGAAAGGGCUGCUGACAAGGACAGUGACCUCCAGUGACCCUGGAGCAGGUAUUGAGAACAAUACAAGCACUUGAACUCAAAUCACUGGGCAGUGUCAUAGCGCUUCUCACUUAGUUUACUUGCUGUAGAUACUAACUUACUUGCGAUCCCUGUGCUGUGAUUCUGGUUUGCAUACGUACGGUAAAACAUAUUUAUCUAUGUGCUCAAUUAUAAAGGAUGCACUUUCAAAAAUAAUAAUUGCACGUUUGACAAAAAAUGAUUUAAAACACUUGCCGCAGAUUUUAGAGUAGAGCUCUCUCCCUCUAAAUACUGUUUGAGAGGCCAGGGUAAUCCUGGGAGAAAAUCCUUACUCAGUAACUACUGUGAGGAUGAACUAGCGAAGUGUCUCAACCUCAUUGAUUCAGCAGACACACUUUUAAAAUGCAGUGGGGUUUUAUAAAUAACUUGUUUUAAAACUAAACUAAAUAUGGUGGCUUCACCGUACUGCACGCACAAUGCAUUGAGCGAUAACAGAAAUUAUUUGCAAAGAUUUGAUUAAGAAACUUGCUUACACUGUAUGAGUUGUGCCUGUAUGAAUGCUGCAGGGUAACGAUAUGCUUCGUGUGUUCCUUCUGUUUCAGCUAGAGAAUAGUGCUGCUUUCUCUCAGAAGCAUUUACUUAUAUGAUACAUGUUACGUAAACCUUAACAAGAGGGCCAGUACAAAUACCAAUAUACUGUGGAAGAUUGAUACAAGUUAAAAAUACAUUUAUUUCAAUGUGUUGUCACCUCAAGCCAUACAAGUUUUGUAGAGUUUGGGGGAAAUCAAAUGCAAUUCUGGAUUUUAAAUGGUGUAUCCUUUUGUAGUACUGAAAGGGCUUUUUGUAUGAAGUUAGCAAUAAGAUUAUUUCUCGCUUGCUGGAGAGUGCUAGCGUUUGAUUCAGGAGGGGUGUAUCCAAAUAACUUUCUUCACUGGAAGCAGUUUAAUGACACCUGAAGAAAUGUUUUAUGUGGAAUGCUGCUUAAAAUGGAUUUCUUUACCAAGUUCUAUUGAAAGCAAGUUUAAAAGACUGAUCUUUAGAUAUUCAGGAAGCACAUCUUUGCAGUUAAAAUGGUUUGGAUUUUUACAAGAGUGUAGUCUUACCUUACUAAAAAGGUGUCCAAACACAGCUCUAUCAGUCUCUGCAGCACAAGGCAGUAUAGUGGAGCUCACAAGUAGAUCUAUAGUGACUGUGACAAGUCUCUGUAUAAUAUAUUGUAAUGCAAAUUAAAUUCACAUGUGUUCUAUUUUAAUAAUGUAAUUAUUAGAUACUAGUGUUAACUACAAUGGCAGAACUGUGUUCCUAUAUCACUGUGCAUUCUGAAGUGUAAAAUGAUAUUGAAUGAUUUGGGAAGUACGUGGAAUUGAUUCAGUUUCAGAAAUCCUGUAAAUGACAGUUUCAGUGGUGUUUAGAAUGCAUUUAACUAACGAUUUAUUGACAGACUCAUUGCACCUUGAGGUUUUUGUUUCUGCAGUAA